GUGCUAGGCUCCGAAGACAUGUUAGAACACAUGCCGACUCAGCCGGGUGUCAAAGAAGUCGUCAUUUCCGUUUCUGUUAUGUUCUCGAUUGUGACUUUAGCAGUCGCGUUCCGAGUCUGGGUAAACGCACUUGUUGGAGCGUAUACACGAGUGUCUGUUCGAGUUAGCGAUGGGUGUGUGGGAAUCGCGUGGCUGUUCUACACGGUUGGGUUUGCUAGUUGUAUAUGGAGAUCGGAAAGGGAGAUGGCCUACAAGCAUGCCUUGUUUUUCCCCAAGGCUCUCAAAGAGUUAGCCGGUAAGGUAAGGUUAUCUUGGUUUGAUCCCAUCGUGAAUAUCAUAACUGCCGUCACUCUGAUUAACGUUGUCUUGCAAAUAGAUGGCUGUGGUUGAAACAAUGAUGUACUAUUCUUCCUUGUGGAUGGUCAAAGCUGCGUUUAUAUCGAUGUAUUUCGGGGUAGUCACCAACGUCUCAAAACGACUGAGAUACCUAUUAUACGCCAUGACGGCCAUCGUCUUCGUUUCAUACGUAGUAAUAAUUCUUACAAGUGUUUUUUCUUGCUGGCCUUUCUCGGCGAAUUGGUAAGUAUAUUUGACCCUUUUGUACUAGCAGUUUCUUGGUCGCGCCAUUGCAGUGACCUCUAGCUAACGUGUCUACGAAAAGGGCCGUUAACGAUGGGGCCAUCGUCCCUAGAUGCCAAAUGAUUAACUCGCGUACUUUCAUCUACACAACCGUUCUUAAUGCUUUCACCGAUCUCUUAAGUGCGCUCGCGUCUGCCCUAGUUUUUCCACUUCGUCAAUGACUGACGGAUAUCCAGUUAUGGGCAUGCCUUUUCUUAUACUACGGCUCCACGCUCUUCAGCUUCGCGACGUCUGGGGUCUUUCAUUUCUGCUCCUCCUUGGCUCAAUUUCUAUUGUUGCAGCCACUGUGCGUGCCGUAAACAUAGUGCCGAUUGACCAAUUCACGAUGAACAGCCUAGCCAACACUCGGAAGGUUGAGAUUCUGUCGUUCGGCGAGCUUGUGGCAGUCUUUUUUGCUGCAUGCGCACCAUCAAUAAGGGCUCUUAUACACCGAAAUAAGAAGAAAGGGGAAACAUCUAGGUAUUUCUCUGGUAUGGACCGCUCAAGUAUCACCGGAAGCUAUGAGCUGGAGGGCGUUAUCUCAUUAGAACUGUCAACAAAGCAGCUCCCCGAGAUGCUCGAGGACGAAUUCGGUCUUGUGGAUAAUAAAGCGAGGGAGCCAAGAGGGGAAUCGACACGGGAGUGUGAUAUCGGGGUUGCUGUAUCGUUUGAUGACGGUUAAGCAUUUUUACAGUCAUUCCCCCGCUUGGGCUGUACUUUUGGGGGCGUUGAUUUUGUUUCUAUUCCUCGGAUUUAGCCGGAAGAGUUGAGUCUUUUGCUCGCCACGGUAUUAAAUCACAAUGAUCAAUGAUAAUAUUAUUCGACCGCUCAGACAGCCGAU
Tuber aestivum (summer truffle) is the source of this 1459-nucleotide messenger RNA. The record is from the annotation of a GenBank genome assembly. Lineage: Eukaryota; Fungi; Ascomycota; Pezizomycetes; Pezizales; Tuberaceae.